CCAGGUGAACACGCUCGUGUUGCACGGGAAAAUAGUGUCCGAGUGUCAUUAGCUAUGCGGUCAAGAUCAGAGGAAUUCGAUCGGCCGAAAAACCCGAAGAAAAACGCCAAUUUUCUAUCGACCAUCACGUUUUGGUCGCAAACUCUUAGGUAUGCGCUGAAGACGUUCAUGAUUGGGAGAAAGCGCGAUUUGGACGAGUUUGAUCUCACUGAGCCGUUGGAGGAGCACAAGUCGUCCAUUCUGGGCGAGAAGUUGGCUCGAAAUUGGACCAAAGAGGUGCAGAAUUCGGCCAAGAAAACGAAAAACCCCAGCUUGACGAGGGUCAUUAUUAAAACCUUCAAAUGGGAUCUGAUUUUCUAUGGGUUUUUGCUGUUUGUAAUGGAGGUUUGCGUCAGACUUCCGCAGCCGAUAUUCAUAGGACUGUUCAUCCGCUAUUUUAACCCCAAGAAUUUAAAAAGCUCGGAAAAGCAGUUCUCCCCUACGUACCUACUAAGAGCGGUGUUCUACUUCUCGAAGAAUCAGAGCCGCAUUUCCAAAGAAGAGGCUUUUUUCUUCGCCACUUGCAUCAUGAUGUGCAGCCUAAUUACUGUGGGAAUCUUCCACCCUUAUAUAAUGGCCGGCUUGCAUGUGGGCAUGCAGAUCCGAGUAGCUUGCUGCUCAUUGGUCUACAGAAAAGCCCUCAGGAUCAAGCUGACGGCUUUAGGGGGCGAAACAGUGGGAAACACCGUCAACCUCAUGUCGAACGACGUGAAUCGGUUCGACCAAGCGCCUCUUUUCCUGCACUAUCUCUGGAUCAGCCCCCUGCAGGCCUGCCUCAUCGCCUUUUUUAUUUAUCUGGAAAUGGGCGAUUCCUCUUUCUAUGGAAUGUCUGCGGUUGCUGUCGUUGCGCCACUGCAAAUUUUGAUGUGCAUUGCAACGGCUUAUUUGCGCGUCCAAGCCGCUUCCAGAACGGAUAAGCGAGUACGACACAUGAACGAGGUGAUCCAGGCUAUGCAAGUGAUCAAAAUGUAUGCCUGGGAAAAUGCCUUUAUCGACGUGAUCAGCAGGUUGAGGAAGAAAGAACUGAAGAUGUUGGUGCUCACCUCCUACAUCAGAGGCAUCACCAUGUCCUUCCUAAUGAUAACCGCUCGGGCCGGAAUUUUCCUCACCGUUCUGAGCUACGUUUGGCUGGAUAAUGCGAUCACCGCCGAGCAGGUUUUCGUCAUUGGGGGCUAUUAUUUGAUCAUUCGCAUCAGCUGCACCGUCUACUUCCCCUUGGGCCUCAAUGCGAUAGCCGAAGCUCAAGUUUCCAUCCGUCGAAUAGAGCGCUUCCUGCUAACUGAUGAGGCAGUUGUGGGGGACCGCAGCGUUUUGAACCCCGAUUACGACCCAAACCAGAUCGUUCCUUUCAAGAGGGAAAAAGGAGACUUAAACCUUAGGGCCAGUUCGGUAUUUUCGGCUGAUUUUCCUUUGAGGGACGCUUCCAGCAGAACCACUAGAAGUCCAGAGGCGCCAGCCCAAGUCACGAUUUCCAGAGGAAUCGCCAAAUAUGGCAAGGCGUUGUGCCUGGAUAACAUCAAUACGCAAAUGAGCUCUGGGCAGUUGGUGGCGAUUGUGGGUGUAGUUGGAUCUGGAAAAACCUGCUUGUUGAACCUGAUCCUGGGCGAACUGAAGCUUUUCAGCGGCAAAUUGCAUGUGUCUGGAGUGGUAUCGUAUGCCUCCCAAGAGCCGUGGUUGUUUGCAGGCUCAGUGAGGCAAAACAUUCUAUUUGGCAAGGAGUUCAAUCCAGACAAGUACAUGCAGGUGAUAAAAGUGUGCGCUCUUAAACGCGAUUUUUCGCUUCUGCCCUUCGGCGAUCGCACGAUUGUCGGCGAAAGGGGCACCUCCUUAAGUGGCGGGCAAAGGGCCAGAAUUAAUCUAGCCAGAGCCAUCUAUAAGGAGGCUGAUAUCUACUUAUUGGAUGAUCCGCUGUCUGCUGUAGAUAUCCAGGUCGGGCAACAACUGUUCCAAGAAUGCUUGCAGCAGCACCUCAAAGACAAGCUGGUCAUUCUAGUAACGCACCAGCUGCAGUACCUGAAGCGGGCAGACCAAAUCCUGAUUUUAAACGAAGGCACCAUCGAGGUGCAGGGCACGUACGAGGAGAUCAAGAGGAGCGGGCUCAGUUUUGCCCUCCUCCUAGAAGAAUCCACCAUAGCGGCUUCUUCUGUUCAGCCCGAACAGGAGAAGGAAAUGGACAAAGUACUGAAGGCCAUUUCCCUUACCAGUACCGCCUUUAAUAGUGCCAUAGACAUUGAGGGCUUGAAGUUGGGCCCUAAGAUGACUCCUGAAAUGCGAACCUCCGGAGCAGUAGCCUUAGGCAACUACAAGUCCUACUUUAAAGCGGGAGGAAACUGCUGGAUGCUGAUUCUUAUGUGCGGGCUGUUUCUAGGCGCUCAAUUUUUGGGCAGUGGCGGCGACUACUUCCUAAGUCAAUGGGUUAACUUGGAGGAAUUGCGGGCGAAUUACGGCAGCGCAGAGGCGGCGGGAUUCUGGAACCGCUUCAAUCGCCAAGCCUGCAUAAACAUCUACACGGGAAUCAUGAUCGCCACCAUAGUGGUGGUCAUCUUUAGAAGCCUCUAUUUCUUCUCGAUUUGCAUGAGAGCCUCCUACAGGCUGCACAACAGAAUGUUCGAGAGCAUCAUUAAAGCGGCCAUGCGCUUCUUCCAUCAGAACACCUCCGGCCGGAUCCUGAACAGGUUUUCUAAGGAUCUGGGGCAAGUGGAUGAACUGCUCCCUAAUGCGUUUAUUGACACUGUUCAGCUCAUGCUGACUCUAGUUGGAUCAAUUUGCGUGGUAUGCACCAUAAACACAUGGUUUCUGCUGCCCGUCUCCCUCAUGAUGGUGCUUUUCUACUUCCUGAGAAAGUUUUACCUGAAGACCAGCCGGAGCGUAAAGCGCUUGGAGGGCAUCGCUAGAAGCCCAGUGUUUGCCCACCUAAAUGCCACGCUCCAAGGACUGCAGACGAUCAGAAUCAACAACGCCGAGAAGAAUCUGGCGGAAGAAUUCGAUCACUUGCAGGAUAUCCACAGCAGUGCCUGGUUUAUGUUCCUCUACACUUCCAGAGCGUUCAGCUUAUGGCUGGACUGGAUCACUGCGCUGUUUAUUGGCGUGGUUACUUACACGUGUGUCAUCAGCCCUGGAAGCUUCCAGGGCAGUAGCGUUGGGUUAAUCAUAACUCAGGCCAUCAGCUUAACCGGGCUGAUCCAGUGGGGAAUGCGGCAAUCUGCAGAGUUGGAGAACCAAAUGACUUCCGUUGAAAGAGUCCUGGAAUUCACCCGGAUCGAGCACGAGCCCGACUUGGACUCAGCUCCAGACAAAAAACCUCCAGGUUCUUGGCCGAAAAAGGGGCAAAUUGAGUUCAUCGACACGACGAUGAGAUACAGUCCGCACGAUGCCCCAGUUUUGAAAAAUCUGGACAUUAUCAUAAAACCGCAGGAAAAGAUCGGGAUCGUUGGAAGAACCGGAGCUGGAAAGUCGUCGUUGAUCCUCACCUUGUUCCGGCUGGCGUACUUCGAAGGCGAGAUCUACAUUGACCAUUUGGAUAUCAGCGUGCUCGGGCUUCACGACUUGAGGAGGAAGAUCUCCAUUAUUCCUCAAGAACCGGUGGUUUUCCACGGCACUUUGAGGUACAACCUGGACCCGUUUGAUGAGCACACUGAUCAGGAGAUGUUAUCCGCUCUGGUGGAUGUCGAAGACAAGGAUGCCAUCUCUAAGGGACUUGCGUGCCUCGACAAAGUGAUGACUGAAGGCGGGCAGAAUGUGAGCGUAGGGCAGCGGCAGAUGAUUUGCUUGGUGCGGGCCAUACUGAAGAACAACAAGAUCCUGGUUAUGGAUGAGGCCACUGCCAAUAUGGACGCUCAGACGGACAAACUCAUUCAGAAGACUAUCCGGACCAAGUUUGCUCAGUGCACUGUUUUGACUAUUGCGCAUCGGCUCCAUACGGUUAUGGACUCGGAUAAGAUUCUGGUGAUGGAUGCGGGUGAAGCUGUGGAGUUCGAUCAUCCCAACAUACUGCUGCAAAACCCUAAAGGAUACUUGUCGGAGCUGGUCAGGAAGACUGGCACUGGAACAGCAGCUUUUCUGAAGAAAACUGCCAAAGAGAACUACGAAGCUCGACAGAAAACGCGCCAGAUUUUGGAGCAAGACGGUGCGGAUUCCGCGAGGUCCUCCCUGUCUGAUUUGGCAUGAUCCAUUGGCUGGCGAGCCUGAUUUUAGUAAAACCCCGGAACUUAAGAAAAUAGUUAUAUAUUGAAUAUGUAAAAUACAUCUUUGCCUAGCCCUUAACUAAGUGUACAA
Molecule: messenger RNA, 4314 nt
Organism: Dendroctonus ponderosae (mountain pine beetle)
Lineage: Eukaryota; Metazoa; Arthropoda; Insecta; Coleoptera; Curculionidae
Product: ATP-binding cassette sub-family C member 4
Exons: 23
Coding region: 55-4206 (1383 amino acids)
Biological process (GO): transmembrane transport
Cellular component (GO): membrane
Molecular function (GO): ATP binding; ABC-type transporter activity; ATP hydrolysis activity
Source: RefSeq, a predicted model, not a curated record